This is a messenger RNA of Pteropus alecto (black flying fox), 7522 nucleotides long. It is a transcript of the gene SNX30, whose product is annotated as sorting nexin family member 30. Gene Ontology annotation, molecular function: phosphatidylinositol binding. The transcript is spliced from 9 exons. The record is from RefSeq and is a predicted model, not a curated record. The annotation marks the transcript as partial. NCBI's taxonomy places the organism in Eukaryota, Metazoa, Chordata, Mammalia, Chiroptera, Pteropodidae.
GGGCCCUCCAAGGCCCUGCCGUCCACGGGGCCCCACUCCCUGCGCGACAUGCCACACCCGCUGGCGGGCUCCAGCAGCGAGGAGGCCGUGGGCGGCGACAGCACACCCAGCCCGGACCUGCUCAUGGCCCGCAGCUUCGGCGACAAGGAUCUCAUUUUGCCCAACGGUGGUACUCCAGCAGGCACUUCAAGCCCAGCUUCUUCAUCUUCCCUUCUCAACAGACUUCAACUUGAUGAUGACAUUGAUGGUGAGACCAGAGAUCUCUUUGUCACGGUUGACGAUCCCAAGAAACAUGUCUGUACAAUGGAGACCUACAUCACAUAUAGGAUCACUACCAAAAGUACUCGGGUGGAGUUUGACCUGCCAGAAUAUUCUGUUCGUCGAAGAUACCAGGAUUUCGACUGGUUGAGGAACAAACUGGAAGAAUCACAGCCCACUCAUCUCAUUCCCCCACUUCCUGAGAAGUUCGUGGUGAAAGGUGUAGUAGAUCGUUUUUCAGAAGAGUUUGUGGAGACCAGAAGAAAAGCUUUGGAUAAAUUCCUCAAAAGAAUUACAGAUCAUCCUGUGCUCUCUUUCAAUGAACACUUUAAUGUUUUCCUUACUGCUAAGGACCUGAACGCCUACAAGAAGCAAGGGAUGGCAUUGCUGACCAGAGUGGGCGAGUCGGUCAAACAUGUCACCGGAGGAUACAAACUUAGGAGCCGGCCUCUUGAGUUCGCAGCCAUAGGAGAGUACUUAGACACAUUUGCACUCAAACUGGGAACCAUAGAUCGGAUAGCCCAGCGGAUCAUCAAGGAAGAAAUAGAGUACCUUGUAGAGCUGAGAGAAUAUGGCCCUGUGUACUCCACAUGGAGUGCAUUAGAGGGAGAGCUGGCAGAACCCCUGGAAGGGGUGUCAGCUUGCAUUGGCAACUGCUCCACAGCCUUGGAAGAACUGACAGAUGACAUGACAGAAGACUUUCUACCUGUGCUCAGGGAAUAUAUUUUAUACUCAGACUCCAUGAAGAGCGUAUUGAAGAAGAGGGACCAAGUGCAAGCAGAGUACGAAGCCAAACUGGAAGCUGUGGCUCUGAGAAAGGAAGACCGCCCCAAGGUGCCAGCGGAUGUUGAGAAGUGUCAGGAUCGGAUGGAGUGUUUCAAUGCUGACCUGAAGGCCGACAUGGAGAGGUGGCAGAACAACAAGAGGCAGGACUUCCGGCAGCUGCUCAUGGGGAUGGCCGACAAGAACAUCCAGUACUAUGAGAAGUGCCUCAUGGCGUGGGAGUCGAUUAUUCCACUACUGCAGGAGAAACAAGAGGCCAAGUAAUUUCCUAUUGGGACAGAGACUCUCUACCUACACAGGGCAUGGCUCCCUACACCGGAAUGUCCCUGCAGUGCCAGAGAGGCGGCACUGAGAAAAACCACAGAAACAUCUCCUCGUGUCUUUCUUUCUUUUCCCCAGCUUCCUUUGUCUGACAGUUGUUUUCAAUUAUUAUUUAUUCCCUGAUGGAGUCUGUAAGGCUAUAGUCAUCUCUCAGCGAAAGAAGCAUACCUCCGUGUGGUGAAGGAACUUCCGAAAUGGAACACUACAAAGAUUUGAAACCGAGGGACAAAGACGACCCUCAGCUGACAUUCUGACAUCUCGUUACAGUUUCCUGUUUUGGAACAGCGGAGUUGCCUGUCAUGGAAGAGAAGCCAGGUCCCACUUUUGAGGGACGUGAAGAAGACAUGGAUAGAAGGCAGCUCUUGCGUUCUGUUGGAUACAUGGUGGCUCUGAAACUGACCUCUGUCGACAGUGGCUUGUCUCAGCCUAGAAGGAGGUGUUGGCACCUCCGUGGAAAGUCUUUACUGAACAGUGUGGCCUGUAGCUGUGAGUGUGGCCUGCUGCCUGCUCGUGAUGAUUGACCCCUGUUUUGUGGUUUCUGGACAAUUUAAAUCAGUGUCUAAAUGCAUCUGUGCUGGAGUGAGCAAGCUAGUGUCCUUGUCCUUAUGCGAUGCCUCGGGGAGCUGAGGGGGCAGUGCUCCCCAGACUUGUUUCUGACACUAGAAUGCAGUAGAUUGGAAACUGUUCUUCUGUAAAAUGAAAAAAGGUGCAUUUUUCUCUGUGAAGUCCUUCAGUGUUUUUCUUUUGCUUGUCACAUGUCAUCAGAGUAGAGACUAGGCCUUUUAGGCAAUAUCCAUCGUCUUGAAGUCAGAGUAGCUCCCCGGUUGUUGAGGUUUUGGGGCAGAUACCAAGCCCCGCCUCCCACGUCUGCUUGUGCAAUUGCCUUGACCUCACCAAAAAUUCCUAGUUUCAUGUUAUGUCCACCGAAUGUUUGGGCAACCUUUUGGUGAGAGGCUGGUAUGUCGUUAUUGACACAGUCGAGAUUUCAUAAACUCAGUGUGAAGUGUCCUACAUGAAGUGCUUUAACCCUUCAUAUUUCCUGGUCAGAGAGAAAAGUCACUCUCUGGCUGGGCCUCCAAGAUGACAAGUGCAACAGCGAACUCUUUGCUUCUAGUUAAGCUAAAGUCUCAAUUUGCAGCCAAAUUCCUGGGGACUGCUGGCUGCAUCUAAAGUCUUUAUUUCAAACUAUUACCAGGUUUGCUUUUCAAGUCUACACAAAACAAGCAGACCAAAAAAAAAAAAAAGAAUCUUCCAACUCAUUUGUUUCCUUCUCCUGAAAUGAAGCUACAUAUGUCAUAUUUGUGUUCUUUUUCAUUCAUGGCUCAUUUCUAUAAAAUUAUAAAGCUGAGUCUCAAAUAAAUGAUAGUAUUUUUUUAAAAAAUAAAACAGCUGUGUUGAGACACUGCCAUAUGUGCAAAUACCAGUCAAUGUGCAGCAUGUUGAAGUCACUUCAUUCUGCUUCUAACGGCAGAGUUGACCUUGUGUCAGCCACCACUGUUAUGCUGUUCUAUGUCAACAACUAGUUUGGUUCUAUGUCAUCAUGUUUGAAAAAGUCACAAUUUAAGUUUAAUUUUUACAUCAAUUGGUACUUGACUGUGCUGUGAGACCCCAUUUGUGCCAUUCUUAAACCCUUUGAUGUGAAUUUUCACUUUGGUACAAUUAGAAAUGAUUUGUUGAAGUAGAGGAGAAGAACAGUCCAUCAACCCUGAGUAGUGAUUCAUUGUUUCAUUCUACCUCUAAACUAUUAUGUUGACAUGGGUAUGGAUGCCUGGGUCCAACCUGACAGCUUUCUGGCAGAAUCAGGGUAUAUAUCAAAUAGUGGGUUGAUGACCCUCUAUUGCUGUUUGACAGAAGACACUAGAUUGACCCGGGAGCGAAUGCUCAUCUUUGGGAAUUUGUGAAGCCUGCUUUAUGGGAUGUGCGCUUUAAAAACGUUGCCCAGUGUAACAUAUACUUGGAAAUAACUAUGGAAGGAAUUAUAAGAAGACUAGAGUCUAGUCUGCUGCUAGUCGCCAAAGCCCAGGGACAUUUCUGUAUAAGGGUUAUUUGGGGAAAAAGGUAGCACUUCAAAAAAUCAAGUUCCUGGGACAUAUGGGCAAGGGAGUGGGGCACGUAGUCAUUACACAAAAUAAAAAAUGUGACUUUAAACUAUCCUCCUUCACAAAUGCAACUUUGUGAAAGGUCAGGACUUUUGACCCACACGUAGUGUCAUGGGAGUUGGGUUCUUCGGAGACUUUCGGAAUUUGCUCUGAAGGACAACUCUCGGCACACACAGUCACAUUAUUGGAGGCAGAAGACUGGCUCAAAAGGGAUUCGGGCAUCUUGGAAUUUUGUCUUUAUUUGGUUGGUCCCCACGUGAUGGUGCUUUAAGAUACCAGAGUGGGCUGGAACGAGGCAAAUUAUCCUCCUUCAUGCCACUGGUAGCAGAGCUGGGAAAACCAGACUGCCUUGGAGAAAUGGUGUAGGCUGGCAUCUGAUGAGGUGAGGAGGCUGGACCAGAGGGAAAGGGACAGUAGGCAGUGAAGGAAGAUCUCAGCCCUCCCCACCCCCAGGGCUCCUCUGGGCCCCUGAGGGUCAACAGCCCCAAGCAUUCUCCUCCACAUCUCCAUCAGCACAAAGGGGAUUCCCUGUGAGAACUGUAACCCAGAGACUUUUGUGCCAAAGACUGCCUUGUAGAGGCUCCGUCACCACAUCCUUUUUGGUUCUGCAAAGUCGUGGUGCUGAGAUCACUGACUCCUGCUCAUAUUUAUUUUCCGGGAGAGUUUUGCUUGCAGAUGCAUCUUACCUCAGGCAGACAUGGACAGGUUUUGAAGCUUGAGCACACAUGAGUGGAGUGGAAAGUCCACUUUCCUGGGAAGUGAAAGGUUUCAUUUACCCAGAUUAAAAAUCCAGGCUAAGGCAGAAAGAAUUCCUGGAAGCUGAGCAGAGUUUAGAGAGCAAAUGAUGUUGAAGAGAGCGGUUGUGAUUUGUAGCGGAUAUAGACAUUGCUCUUCCUUACCAUGUGGUGGAUCUGCAAGAAGAUUCUAGGCUACUCUGCUCAAAUCAAGGAACCACUGCUCCUAAUGGAGGGAACAUCUUACACUGCCGGGUUUGGGGUUGGUCUCUCUCCUUCAAUAAGACUUAAUAAUAAUUCCUGGUGAACUUGGAUAAGUGCGAUUAUGGGGGUGAUUGGCUCGUAUUUCACUGUGCUGCUCCUUGAACUAACCAGAUACCUUUCUUUAGCUAAAAUAAAACCCAGCACAACGCUGGAGAUCAUGGUGAAUGUAACAUGAGUUUGUCUUCAUGCCAAAAUUCAGCCAUACCCAGAGUGUGUUCUAUAUGUUGAAUUGAAUGUGUUUUCUCAGUUGCCAUCCACAUGAAGAAACUAAGUGAACACCUACUGCCCAUUUCUUGCAAGACUGCCUUUUAUGAUGGAAUGACAGGAAGUCGCACUUCGGAGGAGGGCACGCAGGCCACGGGGCUGUCUGUAAGUUCCUCUCUUAGAGUGGUAUCAGCCCAAGAAUCACUCAGAGGUUGUGUGACUUGGCCCUGCCUUUGAUAGCAUUGACAUCAUGGGCACCUGGCUCUGUUUUGGUACCAUUCAUUGGACUGCAGAAAAGUCAUUCUCUAUACUCUAUCCUGAUUGGUGAGAAAAGACAGAGAGCGAGGUCCAGAGUGACCUCCUAGGUCUCUACCUUGAGUGGUGAUUCAUUGUUUCAUUCUACCUGUUUGGGUCUUGGGAUGGGUUAGAGCUGGAUUCUACUCCAGCUGCCCUAACGGGUGCCUCUGCUCAGAAGAUGGGCUGCUUAUGGUCAGAGGGGCACACCAGCCUGGACUUCACCUUCCCAGAUGCCUGCUUUAAAGGCCUGUGGAAACUGGGUAAUCUAAUUCUAAGGUUGGGGUAACAGUGCUUUGGCCAUCUCCAUUUUAAAAAUUAUAUUGGGAAUGUGGAUUUGCCUCUCACUUUCAAAAGUCCUCAAGAUGGCAACAGACUGGACGUGUCCUCCCCUUAUGUUUUCUCUAUGCUCAUGGCAGGUGGCAUUUAUCAGUAACCUUGAGGAAAAUGUCAUCCCCUGGGCCAGACUUACAGAUCGAGCUGGGUGCAUUUGUGUUGUCCUCUUCCUCGUGGUUUUUAAAAUUCAGUGAAUAAACCAGAAACCCAUUUUUUUUUAAUCAACCCACUGAAGAGGUGGUUAGCCUUCUGUUUGAAGGAUAUCUGUUCUCCCCACAGUUGCGCAGAUCAGAGCAUGAGCAGGGCUGACUGUGCUAGAAAAGGAAGGGAGGGGCUUUGUUAUAGGGGUUUGACUGUCCUUAGUCAUAUGUUUGAAAUGCUUUCUGGGUAUGGCUGUCUUAACCCCGUUUUGUGUGGCAGAAAAAUUGUAAUCCAGGUGGUUUUUACUACUAUAGAUAGCCUGUAAGUAAGUGCUUUGAAAAAAAAAAAACAAACCAGUAACAUUUUUUUUUUCAUGUUUAAGCAUUCCGUGUAUUUAGCACUUGAAAAGCAGCAAAUCCAGACUUUUAAAAAUGCCAUAGACUGUUAAAAGUCUAAUUCUUCUUUUCGAGAAUUUGUCAACACCUAUUCAAAUGCCUUAUUCUUCAACUAGUGUUUUUUAGAUUCUGGAUAAAAAGAGUUUUCAGAAAUGUAAUCAGUUGUUCAGCCUAAAUACUAGCAGUCUAACACAGCUGGUCCUCAGUCCUCUUAAACAAGCCAGAAAGUGAGGUUCAUAGUUAAGGCUGCCCUUUUGGGAGGAGAGAGCUAAAUAUUGCUAUUGCCAAAUGAUGUUUUUGAUAAUGUAAGGAAACACAGGGACCACGAAACUGUUUUGUUGUUGUCGUUGUUUAAAAGUGUGAAAGAUUAAUUUAGUGCCUUUUGGCACACUUUUGAUUGUAGAAAAUAUAUGGUAUCAGCAUCGACAAAUCACAUAGACACAAAAAGCUCUAUAGAUUAUGACAAUAUUAAAGGUUUACCCUGAUUCUGCAGAACAGUUUUUAAAAAGAUACUGUGGGGCCUCAGAGCAGCGUGUUUCAGAAGGAAAUUCUCCACAGGUUGAAAUGCCAAAAACAUAAAACCUAUUGUGUUGACUCAUGUAAUUUAGUACAUUUUAACAGAGCUUUUACUGUUAAAACCAGUGAUUCUUGUACACGUACCUCUCCUGGCAGCGCCUCCCUCUUACUGCAUGAUUCUGGGUGCCCCACAGGCUGGGUGAAAGCAGGUAAUACCUGUCAACAGCCCUGUUUGACAGGCUGGUUCACAGUCUCAGAACAACCCUCAAGUCACAAACGAUACUAGAAAGAAGAAAGGGGGAUUGCUUUUUCCUCAGUGAAGAAAUCGGAAAAGGAAAGUAGAUUGCAAACAAAAAUGGGAAUCGGUAUGUUAACAUCAUGCCCGUGUCAGCUGGGCCUUCAUCAAAUAAACCAGCAGCUGUUAACAGUCAGCACCGUUCACCUGGACACCUCCUCUGAGGUGUGGGUCCUGUCCAGUAGACGCCCUGUCCGUUGUACUUCUGUGUGCCUGCUCCCUUGAUGUCUAUGAGUUGGGAGUGCGUUGAGAAAUGAUGCACGCCAGAUAUAUUCCCAUGAAAUCGACUGCCAGCAGACUUUCUAACUUGUAUUUUAACUUGUUGAAAAAGAGAUAAAAAUUUUUGCUUAGGUCAUGUCCAAAUUACGGACUUAUUUUUAGAAAUCAUUCUUUACAUUGAAAAUUUUAAAAGGAAAAAAAAACCUUUCGAGGUACUGAUAAAGUCCUCUGUGUAAAUGUGUUCUCUUCUCUCCAUGCUGCCAUUAAGCCAAAUCAAAAGCUGUGAAAAAAAAAAAAAAGUGCUCGAGGAUGUGUGUCGAUGAGAAAGUGAUUUAUUUACAAAUCGAAGUCUUUGUUUCAUGAAGCUACCAAAUUUUUAAAAGAAUGUUACCUUUUUUCCCCUCGUUAGGGAACCCAGAGAUUGUAAAAGUAUAAAGUUUUUGUUGCAUUUUUUGAUGCUGGCACGAGGUUUUUGUCCACUGUUUUUCAUAUAUCUGUGUAUAAAAAAUUCUGUCUGUUGUUUACUAUGAGAUUAGUGUUACAUUUUGAGGUAAACAAAAGAAUUUGUAUUGCUUGAUAAAAUGUUAGCUUGGAAAUUUAAAAAGGUUUCUUUACCUCAAUUAACUUAAUGGACUAAUAAACCUAUAAAAGAUGCUUUCUUUA